UUGACUUUGCAGUCUGGGUAUGCCACAUGUGGUACUUGCAUGUGUAUUUCAUCAGUUCCUCGUUAGAAGCCGGUUAUCUUCUUUAUUGUAUUCCAUAACAUAUUUUUAAGAAUGGCCGAUGCAAAUGCAGAAAACGAAGGACCAUUAGGUCCUGAUGGGAAACCUAUAUCGAAGAAAGCCCUGAAGAAACAACAGAAACAGGCUGAAAAGGCAGCUAAGAAGGAACAGCACAAGCAGGCUGCUGGAGGAGAUGGAAAUGAAGAUGCAGAAAAAGAAGACUUUGCAAAGGACUUUUAUGGCAAGUGUCCCAUGAACCAGUCCCAGGAGAGGGUAGAGAGAGACCUCGUCCCUGUGCAGAGCCUCAUCCUGGAGCUGGCAGAGAAGAAGAAGGACGAGAAAAUAUGGUGCAGAGGAAGGUUACACACCAGUAGAAGUAAAGGAAAGCAAUGUUUCUUUGUGUUGCGGCACCAGCAUUUCAAUGUACAGGCCAUUGUUGCUGUUGGGGAGAGAGUUAGCAAACAGAUGGUGAAAUUUGUGGCAGCUAUCACAAAAGAAUCUAUCAUAGACGUUGAAGGCUAUGUGAGAAAAGUGGACCAGAAAAUAGAGAGCUGUUCUCAACAAGAUGUGGAGCUCCAUGUGGAACAGGUUUGGGUUGUGAGUGCAGCAGAACCUAGGUUACCUGUACAGAUUGAUGACCUGUCACGACCAGAGAGUGAAGAUGACCUGGCCAAAGUGAACCCGGACACCAGACUGGACAAUCGCAUCCUGGACCUGCGUACUGCCACCAGUCAGGCUAUCUUUAGACUGCAGGGAGGGGUAUGCCGGCUCUUCAGGGACACACUGACCGCCAAGGGGUUCACUGAGAUACACACACCCAAAAUUAUCUCAGCUGCCAGUGAGGGAGGGGCCAAUGUAUUCACAGUAAGCUACUUCAAGGGCAGUGCUUAUCUGGCACAGUCGCCACAACUGUACAAGCAGAUGGCCAUAGCAGGGGACCUGGACAAAGUGUUCACUGUGGGGGCAGUGUUCCGUGCUGAGGAUUCCAACACACACAGACAUCUGACAGAGUUUGUAGGCCUGGACGUGGAGAUGGCGUUCAAGUAUCACUACCAUGAAGUGAUGGACGUCAUUGGGGACUUGUUUGUCAAUAUUUUCAAGGGACUCAGGGACAACUUUCAAACAGAAAUUGAGACUAUAAACAAGCAAUACAAGAGUGAACCAUUCAAGUUCUUAGAGCCAUCGCUCAGGCUGGAGUAUCCCGAAGCUGUGAAACUUCUGAGAGCUAAUGGAGUUGAGAUGGGGGAUGAAGACGAUCUUACCACUCCUGCUGAGAAACUGCUGGGUAGACUGGUAAAACAAAAGUAUGACACUGACUUCUUUAUGUUGGACAAGUAUCCCCUGGCUGUUAGACCCUUCUACACUAUGCCUGACCCAAAUAGCACGAAAUAUUCCAACUCCUACGACAUGUUCAUGCGAGGAGAAGAAAUUCUCUCUGGUGCCCAGCGAAUACACGACCCCGACUUCCUGUCAGAGAGAGCAAAGGUUCAUGGGAUAGACUUGGAGAAAAUUCGUGCUUACAUUGACUCUUUCCGCUAUGGGUGCCCACCUCACGCUGGAGGAGGAAUAGGUAUGGAGCGUGUGACCAUGUUGUACCUAGGUUUGGACAAUGUGAGGAAGACGUCCAUGUUCCCCCGUGAUCCAAAGCGCAUCACACCAUAAUGUCAUACAGAAAGGUUGCCAAGUGUUCCAUACAUCACUGUACUAUGCUGUACUUGUUAAGGAUGGAUAUUUGUCCAUCGGCAUAUCGUUGUUAAAUGUGAACACUUGUAAUAUAACAUUAUUCAGAAUAUGCGGCCAUAACUCAGCACUAGACUUAUUUAAGAUAUUGUCGUUAACUAUGUGCUCUACAUGGGCAAACAAUGCCAAAAAGUCACUAAAGAUGUUUAACAUCAACAGAAUUGUGCAACAUCUCUAAUUUGAUAUCUAGAGAGGAUUUUAUAUGAAUUGUUUUGUACAACAAAGGCACCCUUAAUGAUAUUUUUUAUUUUUGCAGUGUUUGCCAAGCAAUAUUUAUUGUGAUUAAAACUGGAUUUAACUACUUGGUGAAUUAUAUGUGAUGGUGCAAUUUGGAGUGUCUGGGACCUUGUGUCCCAGGAUAAGUUAUGUCAAAAAUUGGUCUUGGUUUAAACUGCCAAGAGCCUAAACUGACUUUCACAGAAAAUCUCAAGGGCUGCUUACCUCAAUUUUUGCAGUCUCAAAAUGCAGCCCUUUUCCAAGAUUAAUCACUAAUUUGUUUACUCUGAUAUCUGAUGACAGUGGUGAGUGACAGUAACCUGUGUAGGUAUGUCAUCUACAGUUAUUGUGGACCAAGCUUUGCUAUUAGACAUAUAUCACAAAAGUUAUUUACUUAGUCAGCUAUUCAGUUUCCAGCAUUUGACUAAACCCACAAUCUUUCUAAAUGUGAACCCUGCUUAAAUUUGUGUAUUAAUUCCAGGGAAAUUUAUUUGUAACUACUGAAAUUGUUUUCAUUUUCUGUUGAAAAUAAAAUGUACAGUUACAAAAUA
Lingula anatina is the source of this 2564-nucleotide messenger RNA. RefSeq names its product aspartate--tRNA ligase, cytoplasmic-like. The record is from RefSeq and is a predicted model, not a curated record. Gene Ontology annotation, molecular function: aspartate-tRNA ligase activity; ATP binding; RNA binding. Lineage: Eukaryota; Metazoa; Brachiopoda; Lingulata; Lingulida; Lingulidae. Gene Ontology annotation, cellular component: cytoplasm; cytosol; aminoacyl-tRNA synthetase multienzyme complex. Gene Ontology annotation, biological process: aspartyl-tRNA aminoacylation.